This is a messenger RNA of Closterium sp. Naga37s-1, 1092 nucleotides long. The record is from the annotation of a GenBank genome assembly. Lineage: Eukaryota; Viridiplantae; Streptophyta; Zygnematophyceae; Desmidiales; Closteriaceae.
AUGGCUCUCUCGCGCUAUCUCCUGCGUCUCGUCGUCUUCUCCGUCGCUCUCGCCGCGCAUCACGCCAUCAGCGCCACCGCUCUCCGUCAUGAUGACGUCAGGGAGCCCACCUCGCUCCGCGCUUUAGAAGACUCAGUCAAGGUCAAACGUCCCCUCCCUACCAAACCUCCACAGACUCUAUUAGAGCUUACGUCUUCCCCGUCAAUGCUGCCGGCGCGCGCUCUUCCCCGCCGCGCGCUCAAGCACGGCGCGACAACAACGCCGGGUUUGAACUCGCCGCUGCAGGCCGCUGAAACGGACAGCGAGAGCGACAGUAUCGAGGACAGCGGUUUGGAGGACGUCGCGCUUGACGGCGGAGCGGCGGAAACCGGCGGAGACGCGCGCAGGGGACUCCUGUCGCGCCCGCAGAUCAGCAGCAACGACGCGAGGAAGCGCGGGGAAGCCCUGGCGAAGAAGGCAGCGAAAAAGGCUGGCGAAAAGGCGGCGAAAAAGGCGCUGGAAUACGCGGCGAAGAAAACGCUGACGUCCGCUGGCGGGUCGGCAGUGAGCGGAAUCGCGUCUAUGGUGGGCGUGGGAGACGGGCCGACCAUGCUCUCUAAGGUCGGCUCGGACAUUGAAAGAACCGGCAAGGUUGGACGCGUUAUAGGGAAGGUGAUGCAGAACAAGGUUGUGAACGCCAUGGUGAAUACAGUGGCUCCGAAGCCGCUCAUGACGGGGCUGAAUCUGGCGGCGGAGCAUUACGAUGACAUCAAGAGGGAAGGGGAGAAAGCCGGGAAGGCUGUAGGGAAGGAGGUGAGCAAGGCCGGGAAGGCUGUAGGGAAGGAGGUGAACAAGGCUGGGAAGGCUGUAGGGAAGGAGGUGAACAAGGCUGGGAAGGCUGUAGGGAAGGAGGUGAACAAGGCUGGGAAGGCUGUAGGGAAUGAGGUGAACAAGGCAGGUAAAGCGGUGGGGAAGGUGGGCAAAGCGGUGGGGAAUGCGGUUGGUGGUGCUGCCAAAAAUACCGUGAACGACAUGAAGAAGGCUGGGCAGGCCGUUGGGAACGCUGCUAAGAAGGCCUUAAGUGGAUUCUCAGGCCUUUUCGGGAGGAAGUAG